AUGUUUUUUUUUCAGUAUCUAGGUAAAAAAGGAAAGGUUAAAGAAAUUGAUUCUGACGGAGAUGUGAAAAUUAAAUUUAAGACUGGCAGUUAUACCUAUAACCCAAAUGUUGUUGCAAAGGUACUAUCAAAAGGAGAUAUUGUACAAAUAUCAAGUGAUAUUGAAAAGGCAAAAUUUUUACAGAAUAAACAUGGAGGAUGGAAUUCAAGAAUGGAGUCGAUUUUGGGGAAAACUGCUCAAGUGCAACAUGUUUUUAAAACUUAUGAUGUUUGCAUAAGAAUUAGUGGUGAAACCUGGUGCCUCAAUCCUCUGCUGUGUACUGUUGUAGGAAAAUCUUCAAGCAGUUCAAGUUCUGAUGACGAUGACUCAGACGAUGAUAUGUUUUCACAAAUGUUCAUUAGAGCUGCCAAAGAGACCAUGAGCCAGAUUUUUGAUAUAGGAACAACUGACAUAGAAAAAUUGUUAUCUGUGAAAUCUACUCUCAAAUGGACAGAAUUACACUUGAGCAUUCUUAAAAAUGAUGAGAAACUGACAAAAGAACUGUUAGAAAAAGGUGCCGAUAUCAAUGAAACUGAUGAAUAUGGUAAUACUGCCCUGCACAUUGCAGUAAUAAAAAAUAUCCCUAAAAUGGUACGACUUCUGAUAGAAAAGGGUGCAAAAGCAGACAUAUUGAAUAAAAAGAACCAUGCACCAAUUCACAUAGCUGUUAUGGAGGGUUCAAAGCAAUGUGUAAAAGAAUUACUGGACAGCAGCAUCAACAUAAAGGUUUGUAUUAAAAGACAAUAA
Acanthosepion pharaonis is the source of this 786-nucleotide messenger RNA. Lineage: Eukaryota; Metazoa; Mollusca; Cephalopoda; Sepiida; Sepiidae. The record is from the annotation of a GenBank genome assembly.